This is a messenger RNA of Solanum dulcamara, 696 nucleotides long. RefSeq lists its product as uncharacterized. The transcript is spliced from 2 exons. The record is from RefSeq and is a predicted model, not a curated record. Bases 1 to 696 code for a protein of 231 amino acids. Gene Ontology annotation, molecular function: zinc ion binding; nucleic acid binding. Lineage: Eukaryota; Viridiplantae; Streptophyta; Magnoliopsida; Solanales; Solanaceae.
AUGUCUCCAAGAAGACAAAUCCCUCAAGAAAAUGGUCCUGUUCUUGAUCAAGUAACUGAUGAGGAAUUUCGGACCGCUAUCACUAUGCUAGCUCACAUAGUAGCCAACCAAGGAGAAAUGGCUCCUCAAAAUAUGAUCACACCAGCUUCAAGAGUUAGAAACUUUACAAAGAUGAACCCUCCCGAGUUCCAUGGUUUAAAAGGCGAUGAGGAUCCCCAAGACUUUGUGUAUGAGGUAUAUAAGAUUAUGGAUAUUAAGGGGAAUUCUGCUGAAGAGAAGGCGGAGAUGGAGGCCUACCUACUUAGGGAAGGAGAGAAGCUGGAAGAGAGAAGGAUAAGGGAGGCCAAGAGGGCUCGGUUUGAAGAUGGAUUUUCUAAUGCUAAGACCGGUGAGGAUAAUGGUCGUUUUCAACAAGGCCAAAUAUUACAAUUUCAAGGUUCCCCUCAAACUUCUGGCCAAAGGUUUGAUAAGGAUAGGGUGUCAUACCCUAAGGGACAAGGUGGAGAUGUGAAUGUUAGUGGUACUACUCUCCUUACCUGCACCAAGUGUAAAAGGAAUCAUGGGGGUAGGUCUUUGAUGGGAACGGGUGCUUGUUUUGGAUGUGGUAAAAUAGGGCACAAAGUCUCUAAAUGCCCUAACAAGAUGAGAGAAGAACGUCCUCAAAGGCAAGCUACAGAAGGUGGAAAAGCUCAAUGA